Molecule: messenger RNA, 1915 nt
Organism: Vespula vulgaris
Lineage: Eukaryota; Metazoa; Arthropoda; Insecta; Hymenoptera; Vespidae
Exons: 12
Coding region: 116-1561 (481 amino acids)
Biological process (GO): detection of chemical stimulus involved in sensory perception of smell; sensory perception of smell
Cellular component (GO): plasma membrane
Molecular function (GO): odorant binding; olfactory receptor activity
Source: RefSeq, a predicted model, not a curated record
UUUAAUUGUGUCAUACAAAUCUAUAGAUUAAAAUAAUAUCCAUUCAUCUUAAAUUUGAUUACGAGCAUUUGUUGGACAUCGAGGAAUUAUCCAUUUUUCAAAAAUAUACAAAAGAAUGCAAAUUAUAUACUAUUAUUAUGAUCGCAUGAAAAUACGAAUACCAUUUGAAAGGAAUCAAAAUUAUAUACCAAGGAUUUCAUACAGUGGAACAUCUCAGAAGGAAUUAGAUUGGAUAGUUGACAUAAUAAAGCGUUAUAUAAGAGUCACGGAGCAUGUUCAUUUGAUAAAGAAACUUUUCAAGAUUACUUACUUACUUGCAAUUUUAUUUGUGAUGGUGUUCAUUAUUUUUGAUUUUCUUUAUAUGUUUCAAUUAUCUGAGAUAUUGCUAAAUAUAAGCAAAACAAUUGAAUGUGGUAUCUGUAUUGCUGGAUCUUUACUUGUUACAUAUCUUAUCUGUUAUGUUGGACAAAUGCUUAUAAAUCAUAACAGUACAGUUCUAGAAGAAUUAUGUCAAAUACCGUUCUACGUGCUUUCCGAAAAAACUCAAAAAUUAUUAUUAUUCGUGAUUGCAAGAAGCAUGAGACCAUGUCAGAUUUCAACCAACGGUAUUUUCGUAGUCUCGCAUGAACUUUUUGCUAAUAUGAAGUCGAUUUAUGCUCAUUUUAAAUUUGAUUACAUGCAGCUGUCCGACGAGAAUGAAUUGAACAUUUUCGAAAAGUAUACGAAACAAAGCAAAAUCUAUACUUAUUGUUUCAUAGCUAUCUUCAAUCUAUAUUUUAUUGUAUUUAUAUUUCCAUGUCUUUUCAAUGUUUUUUUAUAUUUUUUUGGAAUAUUAGACAAGAGUCAUCUAAAGUUACCAUUUUCUAUUAAUGGUGUUACAACCCCUGGGGUUCUAUACUACAGUUUGCUUAUUUAUCAAACUAUAGCAAUCUAUAUUUUAAUAACUAUAGCCAAUGUGUGUUACACAUCGUAUUUGACAUUCGUACAACACGCGUGUUGUCAAUUAAGCAUUUUAAAACUAAAAAUACGUCAACCGUUUCUAAAUAAGAAGACAUAUAGUCAAAAGACUUGGUUAAAUAAAAAAAACGAAGAAUUUAAUUGGAUAGUGGAUAUAAUAAUGCGUCAUAGAAGAGUAACGAAGUUUGUUUAUCUCCUAAAUUAUUUGUCGAAGAUAACUUACAUAAUUGUAAUAUCUUUUGCAAUGUUUCUUAUUGUAUUGGAUCUUUUGAACAUAUUUCAACUGACUGCUAUAUUGCGAAAUAUAGGGGAACUAAUGGAAUGUAGCUUCUACAUUGUUGGCUCUCUAUUUAAUAUAUAUAUUAAUUUUUACAUUGGACAAACACUUAUAAAUCAUAGCAAUGCUGCUUUCGAAGAGUUACGUCAAGUACCAUUCUACAUUCUAUCUACGAAAACUCAAAAGUUGUUGUUAACCAUAACAUUAAGAAGUAUGAAACCCUGUGUGCUUUCAAUCGGUGGAAUCUUUAUAUCGUCGUACGAAGUGUUUUCCGCAAUACUUGAAAAAGCAUUUUCUUUCGCGAUGGUUUUUUAUAAUGUUCACUAAAUCCCAGUUGUAUAGAAGUAAUGAAUAUAUUAGAUAAAAUAGUACAUGUUGAUUAUUUAAUUUCUUCAAUAAAGAUCAAAACAUACUCACUUCUGUUUAAUGUCAAGAUCACCAUGAGUAUUGGAUAUAAUAUUUUAUUACGUUCAUUUUCUUGUCAGAUUAUUUUACUGUUCCACUUUGAAAUCGUCGUAAAUAAAUAAAUUUUAAGCACUGCCUAUACUUUUCUCAAUAUAAUGGAUUUACUUUGUAUAUACAUACGAUGUCAUUCGCAAGUAUGAAAUAUAUGCUGAGAUCUGUUAGCAAAAAGAUCGAAUUAACACUCUGCUUGUUUCGACACGUACUGCUCCUUCUUAA